Ilex paraguariensis (yerba mate) is the source of this 169-nucleotide messenger RNA. The record is from the annotation of a GenBank genome assembly. Lineage: Eukaryota; Viridiplantae; Streptophyta; Magnoliopsida; Aquifoliales; Aquifoliaceae.
AUGGCAGACUCUGCCGCAGGAAGCUACGACAACGCCCUUAUUGAGGUGGCAAAUUCCAAUGGAACCCUAGAAGCCACCUCGGCUGACAUCGAAAAGGUGGAGAAAUUCGUCUCGAACCCUAAAGUCUUCUACUUCUUCUUAAAUCCCACUGUCGACAUCGCCAAAAAAC